GUCCAGCCGGUGGCACUGCUACUUGUAAAUCGCUGCAUCGAGUCACCACAGAAGAAGACGCAGCUGCUGGAUGUCUGGGACGAUGGCGGCCACCUUGACAAGAAACUUGGUAACAUUGGUGAAGGGCCUGGGAGGUUCCCGAUGGCCGCAGCUGGUGUCUCGACCCCUGAGUGUGUCUGCAGGUCUCUGUAGCUCAGAGAACCCGCCACCUCGUGCAGAUAGUACCUUCAAAGUCACAAUGGUUCCAGGGGAUGGAGUGGGACCUGAGCUGAUGAUGGCUGUCAAGGAUGUUUUUAAGGCAGGUGAUAUCCCUGUUGAGUUUGACGAGUUCCAUUUGAGUGAAGUGCAAAACAUGGCCAGCGAUGAGAAACUGGAGCAAGUGUUGACUUCAAUGAGGAACAACAAAGUAGCUAUCAAAGGGAAGAUUCACACACCCAUGGAGUACAAAGGGGAGCUGGCUUCAUUUGAAAUGAAACUAAGACGCAAACUGGACCUGUUUGCUAAUGUGGUUCACGUGAACAGCUUGCCCGGCUACAGCACUCGACACAACAACCUGGACCUCGUCAUCAUCCGCGAGCAAACGGAGGGGGAGUACAGCUCCCUGGAGCAUGAGAGUGUGACAGGUGUGAUUGAAUGCUUGAAGAUUAUCACCAGAGAGAAGUCACGACGCAUCGCCAAGUUUGCCUUCGACUACGCCACCAAGAAGGGCCGAAACAAGGUCACAGCUGUUCACAAAGCAAAUAUCAUGAAGUUAGGAGAUGGCCUGUUUCUGCAGAGUUGUGCCGAGGUGGCUCAGCUGUAUCCCAAAAUCAAAUACGAGAACAUCAUAAUUGAUAACUGCUGUAUGCAGCUGGUCCAAAAUCCCUACCAGUUUGACGUACUGGUGAUGCCCAACCUGUACGGAAACAUCAUCGAUAAUUUAGCAGCAGGACUCGUCGGAGGAGCGGGAGUUGUUCCAGGAGAAAGUUACAGCGCUGAAUAUGCUGUUUUUGAGACUGGAGCACGGCACCCUUUUGCCCAAGCUGUAGGAAGGAACAUCGCCAAUCCUACAGCUAUGCUGCUCAGUGCUGCUAAUAUGCUUCGACACCUCAAUCUGGAGUACCACUCCCAAAUGGUUUCAGAUGCUGUCAAGAGGGUCGUCAAACAGGGAAAGGUGCGGACACGAGACCUUGGCGGUUACUCUACCACUGGUGACUUAGUGAAUGCGGUUGUGGACAACCUGCGUCACAAACCUGUUCAUUAGGACGUUUCAUCCCACUCCUCACUGGCGCCGCCUUAAAUCUGGACUCUGAUCUUAACAUGACCCAAACACAUGUUAAGAUGAAACACCCCUCCUCUACAUUGAGUGAUAUCUGUGACAUCCUUUUGUUUAUACUGGACCUGCCGAUAGAUCUGGUGGAAGAAGGUGGUUUUUUUGAAAAAGAAAAAAAAAAACAAGUGAAAGUUCUCCACACAGCCUAGUUUUGUCCCACCCCCAUCUGCAUUCCUUUAUUUUGUUUCUCAGGUUUCACUUUUAAGAUCCUCAUUUCACUGCCGCUGGGGGACUUUUUCCAGUGAUGGUUCAGUUUUUUCUCCCCAGACUUCUGGUCAGAAUGAUCUCAGUUUGGACGCUAGUGUAGUUAUACUAAUGGAUGAGCUGAUCAGCUCAACUGUUAAAAGGAAAUUUACAGUUCAGUGUUUUAUGUUGCAUCACUUUUACACCGUUAUGACUUUCUAAGGUAUUUUGACCAAACAGCAUCCUCGCUACAUACAUGAUGACAUACUCUGCCUCUAAUCAGCUGUGCAUCAUCUUAGGGUUCUUUUUUACUUUUCCAAAGGUUUAAUGUGUGUGUGUGUGUGUGUGUGGUUUUUCAGUAUAUUUCUCUUUUUUUAAAUCCGUUUUUGUUUGAAUGCAGUUUGAUUGUUUUUUGAUGCAAAGCCAUAAAUUAAAUAUUAGUUCAACAUAAAUAAAAAGUUUUUUAGAUCAUUUUGCAUGUCAGAAAGCCCUUCUUAUUCUCCAGAUCUACGCUGUGCUGACGGCAAGUAAAACACUGAUCUAACUACAAGUUCUACCUUUUACACACUGUUAAAAACGCGCCGCCCUGGUCAUUUCAUCGGUUUACGUACUUUUGUUCAACGUUGACUAAAUCAAAGUUUUAUACUUUCUAAAAUUUCAACUAAAUGUUUUUGUUUUAAGUUAAAACCCAGCACAUGGUUCAAAUCAGUGCUGAGAUUUACUGUUAAAGCAUUUCUGUCAUUUAUCAUUGCCGGUCUGUCUGGUUCUUCUAAAGCCAGUUCACGGUUAGAUGAUCUGGCUACUUGUGCAUCUAGAUUAGAUUUCUACAGAUUCUCAUCUUCAAUGCUCAUGUAAAAGAGUGACGACAGGACACUGAAAUCCUCUGCCUUAUGAAAAGCUUCAGUGCACCUGACCCAGACUGGUAUGAAUAGAACCUGCAUUCAGAGUUCCCUUCAACUCACACAUCCAGUUUCCAUGAAUCUGACCUAAAAUGCAGCAUCCGUGUUCUUGUUAUUGACUAAAACAACUGUCAUGUGUUAAAAAAAUGUUGAAAUACAUUUUUGAGCAAUUCAAGGAAACAGUUUAAAUUUUCAUGGUGGAUUUGUCAAACUGUUUGUCUUCAUAAUAUAUUAAAGGCGACAUAUUCUGCUUAACACA
Molecule: messenger RNA, 2653 nt
Organism: Nothobranchius furzeri (turquoise killifish)
Lineage: Eukaryota; Metazoa; Chordata; Actinopteri; Cyprinodontiformes; Nothobranchiidae
Gene: idh3b
Product: isocitrate dehydrogenase (NAD(+)) 3 non-catalytic subunit beta
Biological process (GO): isocitrate metabolic process; tricarboxylic acid cycle
Cellular component (GO): mitochondrion
Molecular function (GO): oxidoreductase activity, acting on the CH-OH group of donors, NAD or NADP as acceptor; magnesium ion binding; NAD binding
Source: RefSeq, a predicted model, not a curated record